This is a messenger RNA of Myxocyprinus asiaticus (Chinese sucker), 2146 nucleotides long. RefSeq names its product nuclear nucleic acid-binding protein C1D. The transcript has 5 exons. Gene Ontology annotation, molecular function: DNA binding; RNA binding. Gene Ontology annotation, biological process: regulation of gene expression; maturation of 5.8S rRNA. Bases 52 to 492 code for a protein of 146 amino acids. The record is from RefSeq and is a predicted model, not a curated record. NCBI's taxonomy places the organism in Eukaryota, Metazoa, Chordata, Actinopteri, Cypriniformes, Catostomidae. Gene Ontology annotation, cellular component: exosome (RNase complex); nucleolus.
CUGUGUUCGCCUGGCGGUGGUGUAGUGUGGUGUGAAAUCUGAAAACGGACAAUGGCCGAUAAAGAUUCAGCCGAUGAUUAUCCCACUGAAAUUGAGGAAAAUCUCAAUGAUUUCGAGUCAUCUGUGAGCUCUGUCCAGAAUGUGGUCCAAACCCUUGUGUCUGUCUCUAGAAGUGACCGGCUGCUUAAGCUGGAUCCUCUUGAUCAAGCCAAACUGGAUCUGAUGUCUGCGUAUGCCCUCAACUCAAUGUUCUGGAUGUAUUUGGUGACACAAGGAGUCAAUCCGAAAGACCAUGGGAUCAAACAAGAAUUGGAGAGAAUCAGGACAUACAUGAAUAAAGUGAAGGAGAUCACAGACAAAAGAAAAGCUGCACAUUUGGACAAAGAUGCAGCAUCACGGUUUGUUCGUAAUGCACUGUGGGAUGCAAAGGACAAGAAAAGAAAGGACACAACUGAACAUUCCCAUAGAGGAAAACACAAUAGAUUCACUUGAGCUCGAGCUGACUGAAACGCACGUAGCCUACUGUGCAUUUUCAGAGGUUUUUGCGUGCCUUGUCGCAAAUAUUUUGCUGACUUUGGAUUAUUCAAAACCAAUAUUGCAUCAUUGCACUGACAAACAACAGUGCUAACUCACUGAAAAGGUUCUGUUGCUUAAUGAAUCACUUGUGCAUGGAAAAGACUGAUGAUUCAUAUUUGUUUUCCUAAACAGCCAAAUCAAACGGUGGUCUCUGGCCUUAUACUGACACCUAGUGGCAUGGAUGCAUCAUUAAACAAAAAGGUUUCGGUUACUGAUGCCUAGAUGUAAUCUGUUGCACAGACCUCUGCAGGGGCAGAAAUACAUUACUUACACUUUAAAGUAGGUAAUAAGACUUGUUCUCAGAGAAAAUAUCUUAAAUGCAUUUUAUUGUUCUUGGCAAAUUGUACCUUGUUUUAAUCAUAAACCACAUCAAAUAACAGUCAGACAUUUCAAGUGUUCAAAUACAUGCACAGAUGAAUAGACAAUACUAUUAUUGCCUAAGGGUAAUUUAAAAUUAAAAUACUCUCGUGAUUUCCCUCUGUUGAAUUAAUAAAUUCCUAAAUCAAAAAAUGUAGGCUCAUCUAAAAUGUUUGUGUGACCUGCUGCCUGGGUCUCGCCACGGAAUCAAAAAUUAAAAAAGGUCAUUCGUAUUUUAUAUCUCACAAUUUUGACUUUAUUUCUCUUUAUAAUUUGCAAUUCCAAAAAAUAAAGUUGCAAUUUUGAGUUUAUAUCUCGCAAGUGUGAUGACCUUAUUCACACUAGCGCCAUCUGAUUUAACGAGGCUGUGAGGGCAGACUUGCAGUCUCUUCAGAUUAACAUUUUUAUUGGUUGAUUGUCAAACAUUAACACAGAACAAAGCAAAAUAUACAUCCACAGAGUCAACCAUUAUCCCAUCAUGGGCUAUGUCUCCAUCCUCCAACUGACAUCGCCAGCAGGUAGGUGCAUCUUUUAGACCAAGCCUAAACAAUCUAGAGGGAGUCUAGUAGAAACUAUGCAAAAUCUUAAACUGAAUAACGCGUACCCUAGACAUAGUUUUAAUAUUUUAAAGAAUACUUUCCCACUUCCCAUCCUCCAAUAUCAAGUUCAAAUCUCUUUCCCAUAACCUCUUUAGAGCUGUUAAGGCCCCGUCACCAAGACUCUGAAUCAACGAGGAGUAAUACACUGAUGCUUCAUGACCCUUUCCAAAGGCUGUGAGCACCAUACAAAGUGUCUGCGGCUUUAGGUGGUUGUGUACUACCACCAAAAAUAGAACAAAAUAAAUGGUGCAACUGUAAAUACCUGAAAAAUUGAGACCUAGAAAUCCCAAAUUGCUGUGUUAUAUUUUCAAAUGAUCUCAAAACUCAGUUUUCAUAAAAGUCACCAAGUGUAACAACACCCCUCUCCAUCCAUUCAUUCCAGCAAAAGGGGCACUUGUUAAUACAUAAUUUGGGGUUCAGCCACAUGCUUGAGGAAACAUUUAUGUAAGUAUCAAAAUUGAACAUACGAGAAACCUUUGUAAAUAAUGGGAUGCAUUUUUACUUCUCUAGGCAAUUUAAUAGAAGGACUUUGCAAUGAAGAUAUUGGGGUAUGGACCGCUUGUUCAGUGUUGUACCAGGGAGGGGCUCUCUCAGGUGGAAGAGACCAAUGGGCC